AUGCCUCCCAGGAAGCGCAAAGUCUCGUCGACGGCCAGCACCCCGGCUACCAAGAAAGUCCGCAUCGGCGGCACAUCUGAGAUCUCCGACCACCCCGCAGCUGCGCCGGCCGGUCGCCCCAAGCGGUCUUCUGUUGGUGAGCCCCAGUACACCUUUACAAGACGCAGCUCAUCUAGCGAUCAGACCACGGCUGCGGCUGCAGCUGGCCCCAAAGACGAAGUCGUGAAGAAGAAGCGAGGGAGACCACCCCAGGCUACAGCCUCCCCUGCGCCGAAACAAAAUCUCAGAUCGAAGCCAGCGGUAUCGGCUGUAAAGAAAACUAAAAGCUCCAAUACGUCCACGUCCGUCACGUCCUCUACACGGACAGCUCGUGCAUCAAAGCAGAAGCCGAGUGCGAAGAAACCUGCUCCGACGACGACAACCGCCAAGGUCGGCAGAAAGGCGAAAGCCGCCCCCAAGGUGAAGAAUGCAUCGUCCGAGUCCGAGUCUGAAGAUGCCCUGGUUUCAGAGAGACACCCCGCAACGAGCAAUGGCGAUACAAACAAGUCUGGCGAGAUCGCCGCGCUUGACCAUGACAUACAGUACUGGUUGAUGAAGGCUGAACCCGAGUCUCGAAUCGAAAAGGGCCACGAUGUCAAAUUCUCCAUCGACGACCUGGCUGCCAAGACGGAGCCUGAGGGGUGGGAUGGCGUACGCAACCCUGUGGCUCGAAACAAUAUGCGGGCAAUGCGCAAAGGCGACUUGGCAUUCUUCUAUCAUUCCAAUUGUGCCACGCCCGGCAUUGCAGGUGUCAUGCGGAUCGUCGGCGAACAUACCACGGAUGAGUCGGCGUUUGACCCUGCCCAUCCCUACUUUGAUCCCAAGUCCGACCGCGCAAAGCCUAAAUGGGAACUCGUCCACGUCGAAUUCGUCAAGAAGUUUGACAACCUUGUCACGCUCAAAGAGCUAAAGUCGUUUGCAAAGCCUGGUGGAGCCUUGGAGAAUAUGCAAACAUUGAAGCAGAGUCGGCUCAGCGUCUCGGCGGUCACACCUGAGGAAUGGAGAUUCAUUCUUGACCAGGCUGGAGAGUCAGUUUCCUUGGGACAUGGGGAUGUCAUGGGAGGUUACGAAUCGGAAGUUGAUGGCGAAGGCGAGGAGACCGCUGCCGCCAGCGAUGGCGACAGAGACAAUGGACUUUCGAAUGGAGCUCUAGGCCUAGGAAUUACAGGCGCCAUUUAA
This is a messenger RNA of Fonsecaea monophora, 1218 nucleotides long. RefSeq lists its product as hypothetical. Gene Ontology annotation, cellular component: nucleus. The transcript is spliced from 3 exons. NCBI's taxonomy places the organism in Eukaryota, Fungi, Ascomycota, Eurotiomycetes, Chaetothyriales, Herpotrichiellaceae. The record is from RefSeq and is a predicted model, not a curated record. The coding region runs from base 1 to 1218 and encodes 405 amino acids.